This is a messenger RNA of Centrocercus urophasianus (Greater sage-grouse), 2112 nucleotides long. It is a transcript of the gene ALKBH1, whose product is annotated as alkB homolog 1, histone H2A dioxygenase. Gene Ontology annotation, cellular component: nucleus; cytoplasm. The record is from RefSeq and is a predicted model, not a curated record. Gene Ontology annotation, molecular function: broad specificity oxidative DNA demethylase activity; oxidative RNA demethylase activity; ferrous iron binding. Bases 1 to 1113 code for a protein of 370 amino acids. NCBI's taxonomy places the organism in Eukaryota, Metazoa, Chordata, Aves, Galliformes, Phasianidae. Gene Ontology annotation, biological process: oxidative RNA demethylation. The transcript has 6 exons.
AUGGCGGCGGGGGCGGCGGCGCUGGGCCGGGAGGGCGGGGAGGACGCUUUCCGUCGGCUCUUUCGCUUCUACCGGCAGCGCGAUGCGGCGGACCUGCGGGGGGUGGUGGAUUUCUCCGCGCCGGGGGGGCAGGUGUUCAGAUCACAGCUCAGUGUUUCUUCAGUCAGUGACCAAGAUGCCUGCAGGGCAGGACUGCAACCAGUUAGCAGGUGGAAAGCCUACGGCCUCAAUGGGUACCCAGGGUUUAUUUUCAUACAAAACCCUUUCCUUCCGGGCUGCCAGCGUCACUGGGUGAAACAGUGUCUCAAGUUAUACACCCAGAAACCCAAUGUCUGCAACCUGGACCUGCAUAUGGCUCCUGAGAAGACCGCUGAUCUGUGGGGGCAAAGCAAGGAAAAGCUGAGAAGGAAAGGUUCCAGUAAAUGUGAGCCCAGAAGCUUACUGGAGAAGUUGCGCUGGGUGACCCUUGGUUACCAUUACAAUUGGGAUACCAAGAAGUACUCAGCAAAUCAUCACACUCCUUUCCCCUCAGACCUUGCAUUCUUGUCAGAACAAGUGGCUGCAGCCUGUGGAUUCCGGGGUUUCCAAGCCCAAGCAGGGAUCUUGAACUAUUAUCACUUUGAUUCUUCCCUGGGAAUUCAUGUAGAUGAGUCUGAACUAGACCAUUCUCGUCCCCUUUUAUCAUUCAGUUUUGGACAAUCUUCCAUAUUUUUACUUGGGGGCCUGAAGCGGGAAGAGGCCCCAACAGCAAUGUUCAUGCACAGUGGAGAUAUCAUGGUGAUGUCUGGCUUCAGCCGUUUGCUGUACCAUGCUGUCCCCCGUGUCCUUCCCAACCCUGAAGGGACAGCUUUGCCUUCGUGCCUCGACCAGGCACUUUCUACAGACCUUCCUGUUGGCUCAGUCAUUGAGCACAGCUCUGAGGAGGAUUGGCAAAUCUGUGCCAAGUACUUGCAGUCUUCCCGUAUCAACAUGACUAUUCGACAGGUGUUGGCUGAGGGUCAGAAAUUUCCAGAGGAGUCUGCGACAAACACAGAGAGUCGGGUACCCUCGGAAGACAGUCACCAUCAGGAGAACAGCAGAGCCAAGAGACAUAAACCAAAUAUGGACAGCUGAGACCCAAAGAUUGUGCUAACGUGGACCGAAUGGACAACUUCAGUUGUACCAGAAGUCUUUGUCUAUACAGGCAUUCAGAAACAGCUGUAGAAUAAAGCAGUCCUUGCUGCUGUAAGGAAGAGGUUGGGGUCUGGAAUGAAGAAAUAAAACAAGAAAGAAGGAUAAAUUUAGGACUAGGACUCAGAAGAUGAACUUUGCUGUGGGCAUUUAUUGUACUUGGUUCCCUUUAUGAUGUAUUCUCUGCAGCUUUCUGAUCUGUAUGCCAGAACUGUAAGCUUGGUUCAGUUAUGUUUGUAAAAUAUUUUGAAAUAAUUGGGCAGAAAGUGCUAGCAAAUGAUACCAUUGCUAUUUAUUAAAGAAGCCAAUCAGGCUAGUAAAGCUCAGCUGGAGUGCGUUAACAAAUGUGAGGGAGAGGAGGUUGCUGUGAAACCUACCUGCAGCAUUUCCAAGUGAAUUACUUCUGCUGCAAAAACUGGUUCAGUGAUCAGAAACUAGCAGCUCCCUUGAGCAACACAUGGUAAGCUUGUUCUAGCCUUGUGCUCUCCUUCUGCCUGCUUGCAGCCCCCCCCAGCUGCAGCAGAAAAUGAUUUUGAGUGGAUCUGGACUUCUUGCAUACCUCAGCUUUUAAAGGGAAAUGACAUGGGGCAGCAUUAGAAUACCAGUUGAGUAUGUCCUAUACCCCCAUUCUUUCACAUCUGCCUCCUCUAAGUGCCUGCAGAUUAGGGUCCUGCAGCCUCAAGCUAGUAUCUGUAAGUUACAGAAUGUCCUCCAAGUAAAAGCAAUGAAGUUGUAGACUGAGUACAUAAAAAAGAAAAUCAUCAGUAUCUCUGCACAAAGAUAUACUGAAACAAAGAAAAGUACUGGCUUUUGUUCUCUUUACGACUCAGACCUUCCUAUCGAUUUUUUAAUGCAAUUUUAAUUGUUGGAGUGGAAUGCUCUAUCCCUAGGGUAUUUUGUUGCACUUUCCAAUGAAUAAACUUACUCCGUUUUUAAAUUAAA